AUGAUCGAGCCCCGCAACUCGACUCUCUUUGAGGCUUGGAUGGAUGAGUUUUAUUCUACCGUGGAUGCCGCUAUCGCUGGUCGCCUCUUUAGAGAAGAAAAGCAAGAUGUCAAAAAUGAAGAUUUCAGCAGUGAUUGCGAUCACGAAAAGGACACCUAUGUUACCCAGUAUAAGCGACAUUUCUCAGGAAUACAAGAUGGAUCAUCAGCUUUCUCACCAUAUCUGUAUCGAUCAAGUCCGUCUAAAUGUAGCCCAAGGCAAACAGGUGCUGUCGCUUUUUCUGUGUGUCGAGGUAAAGUAAGCGAAGGUUUAGACUUCGCUGAUGCUUACGCACGCCUCGUAAUCACUGUCGGUAUACCUUACCCGGCCUUCAAAAAUCCUCAGACCGAUACUAAUGCAUCAAUCUAUACAUACUCCUGCCUACCUAUCGACCAUGCCGACUUUUUCCUACAGGUUGAGCAGAAACGUGCUUACAACGAUUUCUUGCACCAGCGCCAUGGGACCACCGAUUCCGGGCUACUUAGGCCCAAUUCAAUCGUAGACACAGCUAAGAGUGAUUCUGGGGAACGACGUCUAUCCGGAUCUGAGUGGUACGAGGCUCAGGCAUUCAGAGCCCUUAAUCAGGCGAUUGGUAGAUGUAUCCGCCAUCGAAAUGAUUGGGGGGCCGUGCUUCUAGUAGACUCGAGGUUUGUUGAACAGCCAGAUCGACACACGCAAUCUAUUAGCCGAUGGAUCCGAAGCCGGUAA
Messenger RNA from Protopolystoma xenopodis, 747 nucleotides. Lineage: Eukaryota; Metazoa; Platyhelminthes; Monogenea; Polystomatidea; Polystomatidae. The record is from the annotation of a GenBank genome assembly.